AGACCGUCAUAAUUGGCCGCACUUUGCAGCUCGACGCGACCAUGACCAGAGAGCUAAUUGUUCUUCUCCUUCAAAUCUUAGCUUUCACUAAGGCUCAAGAAGAAACCGUCUGUAAGGAUGGGGUACAGCAAGAGAUAGAAGUACCGCCGACUCCUCCACCGUUUAAUUGUGAAGACCUGGAAUGGCCUGGAGACGACAAGACAUUCCUUAUAACUAAAGCUGAUCCAGAAGAGGUGGAGUUCGUGUACAGAGAAAGAUUCACCUUAACUUGCAAAGUUUGCACAAGACCUGGCUACAACGUGACUGUUACAGACUUGAAGUGGUCUAAACAAGAGGGAGAAUUGUCACCAGAAGUCCGCGUUGGGGUUCUUGACCUUACUUCUCGGCCUGCAGAAACUAGUCUCAUCUUUAGUAUUCCGGAUGAAGACGAUGCCGGGGUAUACAAGUGUACCCCUAGUGCUACUCUGACUUUAGAGUUGCCACCACUAGUAGUGCCGCCAGAGCCGGUGCCGGACGAGAAUGGUCAGAAUAAUAACACUAAUGGUGAAGUACCAGAAGUAGUACCCACUGUCAAUGGCACCGAGCAAACUCCUACAACAGUGCCUCCUGUCCUUAUUCCACAGUACGAAACGAAAGUAUUGGAAACCGAUAGCUACAUUGCUUAUAGCGUUGUAAAAGAAGCUGACGCUUGUGCAGGAGACGAUCCUCGAUUUUCUAUUCCGCUAGGCAAUGGCAACAUGCUAUGUUUCUCAGUAGACGGUAAAGGUGGCGAUAUCUUCAAUCUCAUAUCAGACACGCAUCUCUCCGUCAACGUUAAAUACAUCGAUGGAACGGACGAUUACUCUGUCUGGAUGGGAGAAUUGGCAUUCGUACUCGACAACGGUUGUAAGGUACGAGUGAACGCGGAUCCAGAGUCAGUGAGAGUUGAUCAUAUGGCGGUGGAUAAGAAAUUCUACGAUGAAGACGUACAAGUCGACGUCUACGCGGGAGAUUACGUUGCAGUCAAGUUCAAGAAACUCCAGGUUGAGUUUCGUGCCGAGUUUAUUGACGGACAUUUGAGCUUCUACGUCGUCAACGACAAGGGAUUUUCACCUCGCGUUCAUGGCCUCAUUGGACAAUUUCUCAAUUCUAAACACGAAAUCGUUGAAGCUGAAGACGGUCACAUCUUCGGUUUACUCAAACUUCAAGGUAGAACAAGAGCUCUACUACUGCAACAGAAGAGGUGGCCCUACAUGCACGGGCACAAGGAGGCAACGUGCUGGGGUAUCCAAGGAAAGAAUCCCAAAGGAGCCAUUGACUGGUCUCAUUCCAGCUACAAGUUGAUGUCUCUAUGUCAAACAAAACGUCGUAUUCUCACCCGUCCAGUGUUCAAUGCGGUAGACAAUACUUUGUAGAUUGAGCAAACAGUUAGUCAUUUGUUCGAUCUUUCUGUGUAUGUCGAAUUUGUCAUUUCUGUUGCUGUGUGCAUUGAUGUAGUUCAAAGUAGUGUGAAUUGACCAUUGGGCAAUUCUCAAUACACGAGAAGCAAUACUGCAA
Molecule: messenger RNA, 1536 nt
Organism: Corticium candelabrum
Lineage: Eukaryota; Metazoa; Porifera; Homoscleromorpha; Homosclerophorida; Plakinidae
Product: inter-alpha-trypsin inhibitor heavy chain H5-like
Exons: 3
Coding region: 42-1394 (450 amino acids)
Biological process (GO): hyaluronan metabolic process
Molecular function (GO): serine-type endopeptidase inhibitor activity
Source: RefSeq, a predicted model, not a curated record